This is a messenger RNA of Paralichthys olivaceus (Japanese flounder), 1205 nucleotides long. NCBI's taxonomy places the organism in Eukaryota, Metazoa, Chordata, Actinopteri, Pleuronectiformes, Paralichthyidae. The record is from RefSeq and is a predicted model, not a curated record.
AGGCAAACUGUGAGUGGGAGUGUCAGUGGAAGUGGUAGCAGUUAUACUGGCUCCAGCUCCAGAUCCAGAUCCUCCUCCAACUCGCUCUCACAAUCCGGAUCCAGAAAGUCCAGGAAAUCCAGAUCGCUGAGCGUGAGCAGCGUGUCGUCGGUGUCAUCGGCGUCCUCCAGCAGCAGCUCCGUGCGCAGUGCGGACUCGGAUGACAUGUACGCCGACCUGGCAAGCCCGGUUUCAUCGGCCAGCUCCCACUCGCCCGCACCCAACCACCCCCGCAAGGAGCGAGCAGCGGUGAGGGAUCGGCCUCCGCACGGAAGAGACAAGACCCGAGAAAGACCGUCAAAGAAAGACGAGCCCUUCAGGGAUGAUCGCCGGAAGCUGGACCCGUCUGGAGCCCCGCCCAGAGGAGGAAACCCUGUGCCCAAAUCAGGACCUGGUAGCCGGGGGGGCCACCCGGCACAUCCCCCUCCAGGCAACAUGGGCCCCCCUGGAAGCUAUGGAGGUUCAGGUUCCCACAAAGACAUCAAACUCACCCUUCUCAACAAGCAGCAGGGUGAUAAGGGCAACAGGAAGAGGUACCUGCCCUCAGACAAAGACAGGCUGGGGUCUCCCGUCAGCAAGAGAAUGGCGAUGUCUCCAGACAGAGUCCGUGAUAAAAGGAUACCGGGUCGACCCCCGCUCUCCCCUCGAAUGGAUCGACCCAGAGGCCAAGGGCCCCGACCCUUGCCCCCCCACGGAGACAGAAAACGUCCUCUGUCACCUGCCCCGAAGUCAUCCGGCAAAGCCCCCACGGUGCCGUCAGGCAAACCCGCCGCUCCAGGCUCUGCUUCGGCCACCGGCUCCGGCUCCGGCUCGGCGUCGGGCUCCAACAAACCCAGCAACACACUGUCGCGCCGCGAGGAGCUGCUGAAGCAGCUGAAGGCCGUGGAGGACGCCAUCGCACGGAAGCGAGCGAAGAUCCCCGCCAAAUAGAAGGACGCCCGCUCCUCGCCUGUCUGCCUGAGCUCCUGCGCUGAGGCAACAGUGAGGAUCACAGGGCGGAGCGUUCUUCCCCCCCCCCCCUCUCUCCGCUGUUAGUGGAUUUGUAAAAAUGUUGUUUGGUUCAUGCUGCCACAGAAAACAUCUCCUGCUCGUCUGCCUUCAGAGGUUUAUCUCAGUUUCACUGGAGAGCGCCGCUCGCUCCCACACGUCGGACGUUUGCUCCCCCG